Dendroctonus ponderosae (mountain pine beetle) is the source of this 6955-nucleotide messenger RNA. It is a transcript of the gene osa, whose product is annotated as trithorax group protein osa. Lineage: Eukaryota; Metazoa; Arthropoda; Insecta; Coleoptera; Curculionidae. Bases 541 to 6048 code for a protein of 1835 amino acids. The record is from RefSeq and is a predicted model, not a curated record. Gene Ontology annotation, biological process: chromatin remodeling; positive regulation of DNA-templated transcription; regulation of transcription by RNA polymerase II. Gene Ontology annotation, molecular function: nucleosome binding; DNA binding. The transcript is spliced from 14 exons. Gene Ontology annotation, cellular component: nBAF complex; brahma complex; SWI/SNF complex.
UCAGUGUUUGCCGAUGUCGCCGCUAGGUUUCGACGUUCUUUUCAGGAAAAGUGCUUUCUGAGGGAAAAGUAGUUCCCGAGUUAUUCCAUAAUUUCUCAAGUCGCAAUAGUGAAAAUAAGACAAAGCUUUGAAAAAAACGUUACUAGAAAGUGUCGUGUUGUUUGUGGCUUGACAAUGAGUCUCUAAACAUGAAGAUUGAGAUAGCAAUUUCCCCAUAAAGGGACGGCGUAGGAAGCGGACUUUUACCCAUAAACGCUAUAACCUCCAUUCGUGUUAUUGAAGUAGGUACGGAAUUAAAGUUGUGUCAGAUGUGGCCAUCGUUUUAGAAAAUACGAAAAGUGACGUUGUGUGUUAUUUUUUAGGAACCUAUGAAGUGAAAAAGUGAAAUUCGGAAUAACUUUAGUAUGUGUUUCGAAGUACUAGUUUGCAAAUGGAGCUUCCAAAAUGAGGCAAAAUAUCGGUUGUUGACUAUAACGGCGGGGUGUUGGCAACGACUUUACAAAGGCUAAAAGCACCAGCAGCAAAACCUCGCCAAACGUAAUGAGUCAAUACAGGCAGGAUGGAGGCGGUGGAUCAACCGCAGUGCCCAGCGCCGCCGGUCAGAUCCCUUCGGCCGCCGGCGCGGGUCCAAAUGGGGCUUUGGAAGGUGAAGCGGAGAGUCCGAACGGAUCGGGAACUUCUGGGGUACCGCCAGAUUCGAACCCUUACUCAACUGAAGGAGCACCGCCGGUGCCUCCGCAGGAAGCCGGCCACGGAUAUUCGCCGUUUCCCUAUGGUACGGCAGGGCCAGAUCACGCGUUCGGUCCGCGACAACCGUUUGGGGGUCCGAAACAAUUACCAUCGCAGCAUCGUACCGCUUUUGCACCGGGCCCUCCACUCAAUCAGCAACCUGGCCCCACACCAACUCUAAACCAAUUGCUGAAAAAUCCUAAUCCUGUGUCUCAUCGAUAUCCGAACAACUACUCGCAUCCGGAACAUUACAACCAAUGGCCCCAAAAUUAUGGACCGGGGCCUGCUCCACCCCCGGGCCCAUAUAGGCAACAACAAAGUUAUUGUCCGACGUAUGGAGGAGGUGGACCUGGUUCGGCACCGAGUGGGUACGAUUCGCGAGCAAGCUGGCCGGGCGGUCCUCCGCCUUCUGGAGCAUCCCAACACUCCCAGCACGGUCCAGGUAGUCCCGGCCAGCCACAACCUUCGCAACAAUCUCAAAACCAAUCCCCUUCUCAACCUCAACAAAAUUCAUCAAGUUCUGUGCCUGUGAGUCAACCGUCACCCCAGCCCACGCAGCCUCCUAUAAGUCAUUCGCCUGGACCAGGCCCGGGAGGGCAAAUGCCUCCAAGUCCUCAACAACAUAAUCACCAACAUCAGGCGCCUACUGGACAUCCCCAGGGAUUUCCUAGUAGGCCACCUCCACCUACGACACCCAAUGCUCAUGCCCCUGAUGCUGCGGAUCUCAGUGGAGGUAACAGUAACGACAGUUCUGGAGGUCCAGCACCGGGAACCCCAAAUUCUCAGGGUAUGCGACCAACGCCGUCACCAACGGGUUCAACGGGUUCUAGGUCGAUGUCUCCUGCUGUCGGACAAAACAUUCCUAUGCCGCCUCGCCCAUCCAGUAGUCAAUCUGAUGGCGGAAGUGGUGGUAGUAGUGGAGGAGGAGUGUCAGCACGUUUGAGUCAUUCUCCAAUGCCUCCGGUACCUGGAGGUUACGGUCCUCCGGGGCAACAAUCGCCUCAUCCAGGCUCGUACAAAGGCAUGGUUGCAGGUCCAGGUGGGCCUCCUCAAAAUUCACCGCAGAUGCCACUUUACCAACACCAACCUGGCCAGUAUCCUGUACAAGCCGGUGGUUAUCCUCCACGACCUCCAGGAAAUUUUGGCCCAUCAAGUCAAGGUUAUGGCCCCACAUCCGGUUGCCCUUCUCCCGGCCCAACUUUGCGACCGCCGCACUACCUCAAACACCACCUGCAACACAAAAUGGGUUUUGCAGGUGUAGGACCUGGUUCAGCACCACCCAGUCCAGGUCCUCAAAAUUUUCAUAUGGGACCACCUGGCCAUCACCAUUCAGGUAUGGGUGUUCCACCCUCAAUGGGGCCGCCCCAUAUUCCGCCAUCAAGUAGCCCGAUGCUAACCAAUAACCAUCCACAUGAAGGUCCAAUGCCACCACCGAGUUCGACGCCAAAUUCUCAUUCACAAUUGGUAAAUGAUAUGCUCGAUAAUGGAAUUACUACAACAUCACAGGGCUCGAUGAAUACUCAUGUAACGGCUACAUCGGUUGGGUCGGUUACAUCCGUAGUUACCACGGGACCUGAUGGUGCUCCGAUCGACGAAGGUUCGCAACAAUCCACACUCUCAAAUGCGUCUGCAGCUUCGGGUGAGGACCCCGCGUGUCCACCCACUCCAAAAUCGAAUAGAAAAAACGAUAUGGGGCACUACAGCCAUCCACCCACUCCACAAGGUGCAGUUUCACAUGAAGAUUAUGGAGAAAUCAGUAGUCCCGGCUGGGCUCGUCCACCUGCUAGUCCGGUGAGUCGAAAAGUGUUUAACAGUCAUGUGCCUCCACAGGAAACAUAUCGCUCAAAGAAAACAGACAGCCUCGGAAAGUUGUAUGAAAUGGACGAGAGCCCAGAUCGAAGGGCGUGGCUAGAUAAACUCUUGGCAUUCAUGGAUGAUAGAAGGACGCCUAUCACUACUUGUCCGACGAUUUCCAAGAAUCCCCUAGAUUUAUUUCGCUUGUAUGUGUAUGUUAAGGAACGCGGUGGCUUCAUGGAGGUAACGAAAAACAAGACCUGGAAGGAUAUUGCAGGCCUUUUGGGCAUCGGAGCAUCAUCAAGUGCUGCGUACACUCUGAGAAAACACUACACGAAGAAUCUAUUAGCAUAUGAGUGUCAGUUUGACAGAGGCGGUAUUGAUCCGCAGCCAAUCAUAAAUCAAGUCGAGGCGAGCAGUAAAAAGAAAGGUGCCAAAGCGACUUCAGUUCCUUCUCCGGGUUCGUCGAACUCACAAGAUUCAUUCCUUCCCAGCGGAGGAGGCGGAUCUAUGGAUGGUUAUGGAGGAUAUAACGGUUAUCCGUCCUCUGGAAACUCUGAGUAUGCUCAGCGACCUUCGCCUCAACCUGCCCCUUCGCCACACGCAGGUUCAGGAGGUCCCAACCACCUGAACAGUGCCGCUCCUGGCGGUCCCAACCCUGCGGGGGGGACUGGGGACAAUGUGAGCGUGUCAAAUCCCUUUGAUGACGUAUCACCGAGUCCUCCACCACGAGGGGGUCCAUUUCCAGGUGGGCCCCAUCCUCCUUAUCCGACAGGUUAUCCGCCAGCCGUAAGACCAGUCUAUCCAUAUUCAGGUGAAUCAACGGGUCCUUCUGCGGGACAGUCUAAUAGUGGGCAGCCACCAUCAUCGUCACCUCAAGACCCGUAUAAUCGUUAUAAUGCGAAUCCUGCUGGAUAUAGUCCCAGGCCGCCCUAUGUGGGUUCGCAAGGUGCUGGCGGACCUCCGGUUUCACAACCAAGCGGUCCUGGUGCUUAUCCAGGACAUCAGGAUUUCUACAGACCCGACCAGAACUCAGCGGCUGGUGCUUACAGUGGGGUAUCUGCGUCGAACAAAAAUAUGCCUCCCCCAGGGCAGCAGCCCCCUAGAAGACACCCAGACUUUGCCAAAGAUCAAGGAUAUCCUCCGUAUGCACAACCACGAGCGCCGAUGUAUGGAGGAUGGCCAAAUAAUAGUCAGUAUAGACCACCACAGUAUGGUACCCCUGGAAACAAUCAGGUACCGCCUCAACAAUGGAAUCAAGGCGCAAGACCAGGUGGACCUUGGCCAAACAAUCAGGGAUAUCAAGGUCCAAACCAACCAGGACAAAGUCAGUGGCAAUCUAUGCCCAAUCAAACAGGACAGGCGUCUCCUAUCCGGCCAGUGCACAGGCCGGGGAAACCUUUUCCUCCCAUCAUGCCUCCAGGAGGGGCAGUCAAAGGAUCCAAUCAGCAGCCAGUGGGCGGCAACUCGUACGGGCAUGGUCAAAUGCCAAAGAGGGAAAUAACUUUCCCUCCAGACAGUGUCGAAAACGUUACUCCAGUAUUGUUUCGGAGAAAAAAAUUAUGCAGGUCUGACAUUGGCCCAGUAGAUGCGUGGAAGUUGAUUAUGUGUUUGCGUUCAGGAAUUUUGACGGAAAGCACAUAUGCUUUGGACAUGCUUAAUAUUCUCUUAUUUGAUGAUUCAUCAGUCGGGUAUUUUGGACUUAAUCAGUGGCCCGGAAUUCUCGACAUUUUAUUAGAACAUUUUAAGAAAAAUCUAUCUGAUAUGUUUGAUGGCCCUUACCCUAGGAGCAAUCAAUCAUCUGACGUUGAAAUUGAUUUGGGCAGUGUGGUGAAACCCAUAGAUCCGAGUCUUAAAAAUUCAGUUUUAAGUAAAACUGUGAAUUAUACCUUGCUAUCGCGUCGUGGAGAUCCGGUGAAAUUUGUUGAUCGACCCGAGGAUAUCUUCGUCCAAGAUAAUCUGAAGGAUUGGGAUUUGCGUGGGGAUGUUAACAUUGCCAACACAUUGGCAGAAAUUCCCGCCGAUCCGUGGUAUACCAACGCUGAUCACAUUUUACCAAACUUUCAAGCAGAGUUCGGACGAAUACCAUUCCAUACAAAAAUAGAUGAUAAAAAGCGAGAGGUUAAAUCGGACGCGACCAAGAAAGAGAAUAAAAGUCCAACGACAGCUCCACCACUAGAAGAAGCACCUCUUCCCAAAGUUAGUGACAAAAAACGAAAUAGGACAAAAACUUUAAGUGAUGUGAUAUCUCGAAUUAAAAAAGAGUCAACUGAAGACAAUGAAAAAGUGCUCAUGUUAGAAACGUCCACCAAACUGGAUACGGUUAAGACUGAAGUUGUAAGUGAAAAUAGUUUGAACUGCGAGGAAUCUGGAUCCUCUAGUGUAGAUCUGAAUAUUAGUGUAAAUGGCGAAUGUAGUAGUAGUACAGAAACUAGUAGCGGUGAAUUGAAACGGAUAAUUAGUUCAUCAACCAAUGAUGCAGUUGGUGGCUUCAAGCGGCGACGUCUUUGUGAUUUCGAAGAUGAAUCAUAUUCCCGAGACGAGUCCAGUUUGGUUCUUCUAACAGAAAGCCAAGACAAUUUGGGCAAGAGAUGUGUCUGUAUAUCUAAUAUUCUUAGAAGUCUCACAUUCAUUCCUGGCAAUGAAACUGAAUUUGCCAAAAGUAUUAGUUUCUUAGCACUUGUCGGAAAGUUAUUAUUGCUACACCAUGAUCAUCCUCCACGAACUCAAAAGACUAGGAAUUACGAUCGCGAGGAAGAUGCGGACUUUGCAGAUUCGUGCAGUAGCUUACAAGGAGAAAACGAGUGGUGGUGGGAUUUCCUGGCACAAAUCAGAGAAAACAUCCUGGUUUGCGUCGCAAAUAUUUCGGGACAAAUUGACAUUUCCCUGUACGAAGAAGACGUGGCCAGACCAGUAUUGGACGGACUACUGCAUUGGGCUAUUUGCCCUUCUGCGACAGCUCAAGACCCAUUUGCGUCGGCUGGACCAACAUCAUUGCUAUCGCCGCAAAGGUUAGCCCUGGAAGCAUUGUGCAAGCUGUGCGUCACCCACAGUAAUGUAGAUCUAGUGAUAGCAACACCACCGUUCGUGAGGCUGGAAAAAUUGUGCGCAGUACUUACAAAGCAUCUCUGCCGGUCGGAAGAUCAGGUGCUUAGAGAGUUUUCGAUAAAUUUACUACAUUACUUGGCAGCGGCGGAUAGCAGUAUGGCGAGAGUUGUUGCACUGCAAACGCCAUGUGUUUCGCUUUUAGUUGCGUUUAUUGAACAAGCUGAACAAAGCGCACUGGAAGUAGCCAAUCAGCGGGGAAUAAGCGCGCUUAGAGACAACCCCGAUUCGAUGGGGACAAGUUUGGAUAUGCUUCGGAGAGCAGCAGCAACUUUAGUGUUUCUUUCACGCCACCCCGAUAACAAAGCGUUACUGGUGCAGCAAGAAUCUAGAUUAUUAGCUCUAGUUAUGAGUCAGAUAUUAGAUCAACAAGUUGCUUUGUUGAUUUCCAAAGUACUCUUUCAAAUAUCUCGCAGUUAAUCUGCCUCUGAGAGUACGUUGUAGAUAACAGUUGAAAAGAUGAAAAAGCGCGGAGGUCUCAAGUGCUAGCCGGAGAAGAUCAUGUUGUAGCUCAUACUCUCUCGUACGCGAUGCCGCAUGAGUUGUGACGAAUGAUCCAAGUGAACGGAGUGAAGUAGUGUGUGUAACGUGUAUGUAAAGAACCACACUGAGACCAAGACUAGAUUGAGAUUGAGAUCUAGAGAUCACACUUUGGAAAUUGAUUGGCUACUUUACGAACUAGCUGAUCGAUUCGUAUGGUGUUAUCAAAUAAUCUGUACCAUUUUGUAAAUUAAGCAACAGAUGUUGCCUUUCUGGAAAAUGUCUGAGGAAGGCAUAUGUUGUUGUUGCAAUUAUAAGUUUGUUAUAAAGGAAUGCAACUAGGUAAUCAGGCUGUUGAGGAAGCAACACCCCUAUUACUUAUUGCAUUAAACUUAAACGUUAUUUAUUAUUUGAGAUAAAACGGUAAUCGUACAGUGAUUAUCUGAGACGCUGUCUGUUUUAUUUCAACGAAAUUAUAUUUUUUUUUAGUUUCUUACGCCACGGGCGUUGAAUUCUUUUAUUUCAUGUUUGGUAUUACUGUGCGAAUGCUUUAUACAUGUCUGAUAAUGAAUUUAAUUAAAUAAAUGUACAAAGGAAGUACCGAAUAUGGUGUUUUUAUACAAGUUUGAGUUUUCUGUGUAUAUUUAGAAUGUUUUAUACAUCCCAAUUUAGCUGUUACACUUAAAUCUGUUACUGAACAAGGACCGGCUGUAAGAUUAGAAAAUGCAGUCUUGAACUAGAACUCAAAAUGUAGUUUAAAAUAUGUGGUGAUAUUUUUCUGGCUGUAGGUAUCCCUUAUCGUAUGUACGAUUGCAUAAUGUAAAUUAAGUAAAUGCUGAAUACACUA